CCUCUCACAGCAGUGGCAUGCUUCAUGGAGAUAUGCUCCUCUCACUGCCCUCUGCACCAGCAACAUGGAUUGUCACCUCUCCAUCCUCUUCUUCCUCAGCUGCUCCGCUCUCCACUGCUCCGGAGAACUGAUUCCCCAGCCUUCCAAUGAAGUUAAUCUGCUGGAUUCAAAAACAAUUCAAGGGGAGCUGGGCUGGAUCUCAUAUCCAUCACAUGGGUGGGAAGAGAUCAGUGGUGUGGAUGAGCAUUACACACCCAUCAGGACGUACCAGGUGUGCAAUGUCAUGGAUCAUAGUCAAAAUAAUUGGCUGAGGACAAACUGGGUCCCCAGAAACUCAGCUCAGAAGAUCUACGUGGAACUCAAGUUCACUCUGCGGGACUGCAACAGCAUUCCAUUGGUUUUGGGAACUUGCAAGGAGACUUUCAACCUGUACUAUAUGGAGUCUGAUGAUGAUCAUGGAGUGAAAUUCCGAGAACAUCAGUUUACAAAGAUUGACACCAUUGCAGCUGAUGAAAGUUUCACUCAAAUGGAUCUUGGCGACCGCAUUCUGAAACUCAACACUGAGGUUAGAGAAGUGGGUCCUGUCAACAAAAAGGGAUUUUAUUUGGCUUUUCAAGAUGUUGGUGCCUGUGUUGCCUUGGUGUCUGUGAGAGUGUACUUCAAAAAGUGUCCUUUCACAGUGAAGAAUCUGGCUAUGUUUCCAGACACGGUACCCAUGGACUCCCAGUCUCUGGUGGAAGUUAGAGGCUCAUGCGUUAACAAUUCGAAAGAGGAAGAUCCUCCCAGGAUGUACUGCAGUACGGAGGGUGAAUGGCUUGUACCCAUCGGCAAAUGCUCGUGCAAUGCUGGAUAUGAAGAACGAGGGUCCAUGUGUCAAGCUUGUCGACCGGGUUUCUACAAAGCGUUGGCUGGUAACACGAAGUGCGCUAAGUGCCCACCCCACAGUUCCGCACACGAAGCUGGUUCAAUGAACUGCAGGUGUGAGAAUAAUUACUUCCGAGCAGAAAAAGACCCUCCAUCCAUGGCUUGUACCCGACCUCCAUCUGUACCAAGAAAUGUUAUCUCGAAUAUAAACGAGACCUCAGUUAUCCUGGACUGGAGUUGGCCCCUGGACACAGGAGGCCGGAAAGAUGUUACCUUCAACAUCGUAUGUAAAAAAUGUGGGUGGAAUGUAAAACCAUGUGAGCCAUGCCGCCCAAAUGUGCGCUUCCUCCCUCGGCAGUUUGGACUCACCAACUCCACGGUGACUGUGACAGACCUCCUCGCACACACGAACUACACCUUUGAGAUUGAUGCCAUUAACGGGGUGUCAGCUCUGAGCUCACCUCCAAGACAGUUUGCAGCAGUCAGCAUCACAACUAAUCAGGCGGCUCCAUCGCCUGUCAUGACAAUUAAGAAGGACCAGACAUCCAGAAACAGCAUCUCUUUAUCCUGGCAGGAACCUGAACAUCCUAAUGGGAUCAUAUUGGACUAUGAGGUCAAAUACUAUGAAAAGCAGGAACAAGAAACAAGUUAUACCAUUCUGAGAGCAAGAGGUACAAAUGUUACCAUCAGUAGCCUCAAACCUGACACUACCUAUGUAUUCCAAAUCCGAGCCCGAACAGCAGCUGGAUAUGGGACCAACAGCCCCAAGUUUGAGUUUGAAACCAGCCCCGACUCUUUCUCUAUCUCUGGCGAAAAUAGCCAAGUGGUUCUGAUCGUCAUCUCAGCUGCAGUAGCAGUGAUUCUCCUCACCGUUGUCAUCUAUGUCUUAAUUGGGAGGUUCUGUGGAUAUAAAAAGUCGAAACAUGGUGCCGAUGAGAAAAGACUUCACUUUGGGAAUGGACAUUUAAAACUUCCAGGUCUCAGAACUUAUGUUGACCCCCAUACUUAUGAAGACCCUACCCAAGCCGUUCAUGAGUUUGCCAAGGAAUUGGAUGCCAACAACAUAUCCAUUGACAAAGUCGUUGGAGCAGGUGAAUUUGGAGAGGUAUGCAGUGGUCACUUGAAACUUCCUUCAAAGAAGGAGAUUUCAGUGGCCAUCAAGACCCUGAAAGUGGGUUACACAGAAAAACAGAGGAGAGACUUCCUGGGAGAAGCAAGCAUUAUGGGUCAGUUUGAUCACCCCAAUAUCAUUCGAUUGGAGGGAGUUGUCACUAAAAGCAAACCGGUUAUGAUUGUCACAGAAUACAUGGAGAAUGGCUCCUUGGAUAGUUUCUUACGUAAACAUGACGCCCAGUUUACAGUCAUCCAGUUAGUGGGGAUGCUUCGCGGGAUAGCGUCUGGCAUGAAGUACCUGUCGGAUAUGGGUUAUGUUCAUCGGGACCUUGCUGCUCGGAAUAUCUUGAUCAACAGUAAUUUGGUAUGCAAGGUUUCAGAUUUCGGACUUUCCCGUGUUCUAGAGGAUGACCCAGAAGCUGCCUAUACAACAAGAGGGGGUAAAAUACCAAUCCGGUGGACAUCCCCAGAAGCUAUAGCCUACCGCAAAUUCACGUCAGCAAGCGAUGUUUGGAGUUAUGGGAUUGUUCUCUGGGAGGUGAUGUCAUAUGGAGAAAGACCAUACUGGGAGAUGUCUAAUCAGGAUGUAAUUAAAGCCGUGGACGAGGGCUACCGACUGCCACCACCCAUGGACUGCCCAGCUGCCUUGUAUCAACUGAUGCUGGACUGCUGGCAGAAAGACAGAAACAACAGGCCCAAGUUUGAGCAGAUUGUCAGCAUUCUGGACAAGCUUAUCCGGAACCCCAGCAGUCUGAAGAUCAUCACCAGUGCAGCAGCAAGGCCAUCAAACCUUCUUCUGGACCAAAGCAAUGUGGACAUCACUACCUUCCGGACUACAGGUGACUGGCUUAACGGUGUCAGGACAGCUCAGUGCAAAGACAUCUUCACAGGCGUGGAGUACAGUUCUUGUGACACCAUAGCCAAGAUUUCCACAGAUGACAUGAAAAAGGUUGGUGUAACUGUGGUUGGGCCACAAAAGAAGAUCAUCAGCUCCAUGAAAGCUCUAGAAACCCAAUCCAAGAACGGUCCAGUCCCGGUGUGACGUACUCCAGUCCCGGUGUGACGUACUCCUCUGAAAGGGAAUGAUGGCGGUGGAAGACGAAGCGUCACAAAUGAUAAUGCUGGUGAUCUUGGGAAAAGUUCCAAACCCAAUAAAAUACUCACAUACGAGUGCACAUGCCUUAAAAUGAAAUAGAUUAGCUCUUUAUUUUCCCCUAUCAUGUAGUGGACGGGUGGGUAGGAGUAUAUUCUUUUAUAUUUGCUUUCUUAUGCUAAAGAAUGGAUUGAAUUAAAAUUUUUCAAUGAAAAUGGUGAUGAACUGCAUAGAGCCAUUGAUCACAAACUAUCAUAAAAGUUACACAAGUGAAAGAACAAAAGGUGGCUUUGUUUUGUAAUAGUCACAAAAGAAAAGACUUGAAAUAUUUUUAUACACAGAAGCCGCCCACAACAGGUGCUUUGUUUCCUUACAAACAAGCAGCAGAGAGGAAUUUAUACCUCAAACUAUCUGGCCAUAUUUACUACCUGAUCAUUGUAUUACUCUCUUCUAUCUGUUAAAAGUAUAUAGAGAUCAAGUUUGUAGUUGUUUUAAGUACUACAUGUUUCAAAAUUGUUAGCUUCCUUAAGUAUUAUCGUGUAAAAAUGUCUUAAUUUUUGAAAACAAAUACAUAUUUAUUUUCUUCCGAAUUGUGUUUAUUGUUUUAUAUUUAUGCCUUGAUGAUUUAGUUUGGAUUUGUUACAACCAAGUGCCAAAGGCUCUCUCAAAUUGUCAACAAUAGGAAACAUGGUUAGCUAAAUAAGAGAAUGAUUAAUUUCUUUCAUAGUAUUUACAAUCAUCUACUUCUCUGUGUCUACAGAAGAAAAUGAAACUCUUUGCCUAUUUCUAAAUUAACCAAAUUUCUCAGAUUCAGAAUUCUUUCAUCCAUAUUUGUCUCUUCAUUUAUUAUAUAACAGUAUUCCCCCAAAUUAGUGUAAUAUACCGGUUUGUAAACAAAGGGUUCUCAACCCGAUGACCGACCUAGGCUCAGCGAACCAUCAGCUCCCUCCAUUUGUGAAGGGCCCACGUUAGACUUUCAGAUGAGAGAACAGCUACUGGAGCGCACUGGAACCCGAGUUGGACUGCUGGCUUCAGGAGCAGCAUAGCCUACAGGUCAAUGCAUGAGCCAAAAUAUCACUAGCUGCGUAGCUUUGAUAAGAUACCAUAUGUUUGCGUAAAUAUGCUAAGAUGUUUAUAGUACACAAAGACACUGAAUAUUUACAUGCAGCACUGGGGUUUAGGGUCAACCAAGGAAACAUUGUGGACAUCAAUAUCAGGUAUUAUUAUCUCUAAGAGUCUUCCAUUGUGCUACACUUCUUAUCAUUUUGCUGUAUUAUUUACCCUUAUGAGCAUUGGACUUCCUUGCAUUUUUGAGCAUAUCAAUUUUAAAAAUAGCUGGUCAUUUAGAAAAUGACUAAAAAUCUGUGGACAGUGGAGAGAGCAUUCAUUCAAGGACAUUUGACUUACUGUUUCAUAAAAGCUAAUUAUGGGCAUGCUAAGCAAUAUUUGAAAAGAUGUACCUGGUGGAGAAAUAACUACUAAUAUAUUCUGAAGCAACAUUUUAACUCUAUCUAGCCUUUUUAAAUGCUGAUAUAAUGUUCAUUUUAGGAGUAUAGGAAAUGCAUAUGAUGCAAGAUUAAAAUGGAUAAACCAUUUUUGCAACCUUUAUGCUCUUACCAAAGGGGAAACACUAAGUAAAAACUUCCCACAAUCACAGUUUGGAAUUUAUAAUUGCUAAUCUGUUGUGAAUUUAAUGUAAUAAAAUGGGAACCAUACUCAAUCAGAUAUGAGAUUAUUUCACAAAUUCUGAAAAAUUGUCUUAGACUCAAAUCAACCACCUUGUAUUCUCUAUGUGAUAUACAAGAGCAUAAAUUUCUUUAAGCGACAUAGGAUUAUAAAAUUAACUACAGAUGGUACUUAAGCCUACUAGGAGUGGAUAAAAGGUUUUUGUUUUAUUUUUGAAUAAACAUUUUGUAUUCUGGAAUGUUAGGUUGAGACCCGAAUCUGGCUUGAAUCUCAUUUUCUCCCAGACCAGUGUUCACUGUUUUUAGAUACUAGUCUAAGCAUGCUCAGCAAAAUCUAUACAUUUCAAAAAAUCAGUCAAGUUAAGGAUUGAUUGAAUUGAUUUCAUUUAUUUUGUCUGUUUUUCUUUGAAAAGAAGUAGAGGUUGUAUACACAAUAUAUUACUAUUCAUUGUUCAAUACUUUUGUAUGGACCCCUUACAAAUUUACUUUACAAUUUUUUACCCUGUACAUAUGUAAACUUAACAAUGUAUGAUUCUUAACUGUGGAGUAGAUGUACUAGAACCUUGUGGCCAUCUCUUUAUAUGGGAAUUGCAUUGACUUCCAAUAAACAUAAAAAUCACAUGUCCUUCAGGAUAAUUUGGACCAUAUUAUCUGUUUUAUAUCUCAAAUUUAAUAUACGUAUAUUAUUUAUUGCUGUUAACUUGCCCAGUUUAUGCAGUAUUAAGCAUCAAUUAAGCCAUGUAUAAAUGUUAUCUCAUUACCAGUAUGUAUUUACUUUAGACUUGUAUUUUCAAAACAUUAUUCAUUAAGUUUAUGUUGUGCAAUUGUAGAUGGCCUCUUACUAAUGUAAAAUGAUUUGUAGUGGAAACAUUUAUAUUUUUA
Molecule: messenger RNA, 5637 nt
Organism: Echinops telfairi (small Madagascar hedgehog)
Lineage: Eukaryota; Metazoa; Chordata; Mammalia; Afrosoricida; Tenrecidae
Gene: EPHA3
Product: EPH receptor A3
Exons: 17
Coding region: 65-3019 (984 amino acids)
Biological process (GO): cell surface receptor protein tyrosine kinase signaling pathway; protein phosphorylation; axon guidance
Cellular component (GO): neuron projection; plasma membrane
Molecular function (GO): protein binding; ATP binding; transmembrane-ephrin receptor activity
Source: RefSeq, a predicted model, not a curated record